Messenger RNA from Drosophila albomicans, 684 nucleotides. It is a transcript of the gene ORMDL, whose product is annotated as ORM1-like protein. The transcript is spliced from 3 exons. Gene Ontology annotation, biological process: ceramide metabolic process; intracellular sphingolipid homeostasis; negative regulation of ceramide biosynthetic process. Gene Ontology annotation, cellular component: endoplasmic reticulum membrane. The record is from RefSeq and is a predicted model, not a curated record. The coding region runs from base 98 to 562 and encodes 154 amino acids. Lineage: Eukaryota; Metazoa; Arthropoda; Insecta; Diptera; Drosophilidae.
CUCUUCUUUUUGUUAAGAAACAUCAAGUCGGAAUUGUCUCUAUUACUUACUGAAUUUAUAAACAUCGAUUCUAAACUUAUAUCCAGUCUUACUGAAGAUGACAUCAAUUGCCGGUGGACAUGGCGAAACCAACCCAAAUAGCUCUUGGCUAAGUGCUCGCGGCUUUUGGCUUGCCUAUUUCCUUGGAUUACUCUUUGUGCAUUUGCUGCUAUUAUCAGUGCCCUUUGUUACCAUUUCGAUAGCAUGGACAACAACCAAUAUGCUGCACAACUUUGCGCAUCUGUAUUUUCUGCAUAUUAUCAAAGGUGCGCCGUGGAUGAGCAUUGAGAAUGAUGCUAAUCGACGCUGGACACAUUGGGAGCAAAUCGAUGAUGGCGUUCAAUUGACGCCAACACGCAAAUUCCUAACAGCAGUGCCAAUUGUGCUUUUUCUCUUGACUUGUUUGUACACACGCAACAACACGGAGCAUUUCAUAGCGAACUUUAUAUCAUUGGUUGUGGUGACUCUGCCAAAGCUGCCGCAGUUUCAUGGCGUUCGACUCUUUAAUAUUAACAAGUAUUGAAGAAAGGUGCUUCUGAAAGUUCAAUUAUUAUUAGUAUAUGCUUGUAAAUAUCUUUCUUCAAACAGGGAGGCUUCUCUUAUCGCAGCCUUUGUUUUGUAUAUAUACUUAUUUAAAGAUAGUGA